UCCUCACUCCUGUAUGCACACCUGCUUGGUUAAGUGUGUUCAGUUUGUUGAAUGUGUUGCAUUGUGGGAGCUGCAGUUCACCUCCAGCCCAGUGUGUGUGGAGGAUCGACGAGGUUUCUUCAGGAGCAUGGGACGUUGGUGACUUAGCAUGCUGCUGGAUGUGUAGGAGGAAAGAUGGGCUCUGUGUUGUCACUGUGUGGUGUGAAGAAGAAGAAACAGAACAGACAGGAGGACAGACACCUGCGAGCAAACGACCGAGAAUUUAAUCUCUCCUUUAAAUAUGCUAACAAUGCCAUCAAAACCUCGAAAUACAACAUCUUCACCUUCCUGCCACUCAAUCUGUUCGAGCAGUUCCAGCGUCUGGCAAAUGCCUACUUUGUCUUUCUGCUCAUCUUACAGUUGAUUCCGGCGAUCUCGUCUCUAUCAUGGUUCACUACAGUGGUGCCGCUGCUCCUGGUGCUGUGCAUCACACUGGCCAAAGACGGUUCAGACGACAUCAACAGACACAGAAACGACAGACAGGUGAACAAUCGCAAGGUCAACGUCCUCAUCGACGGACAACUGAGGACUGAAAAGUGGAUGAAUGUCCAAGUAGGUGAUAUCAUCAAGCUGGAGAACAACCAGUUUGUCACGGCCGAUCUGUUGUUACUGUCCAGCAGUGAGCCUUUAAACCUUAUCUACAUCGAGACAGCUGAACUGGACGGUGAAACCAAUCUGAAGGUGAAACAGGCUCUGACAGUCACAGGAGAUAUGGGAGAUAACAUUGACAGACUGGCAGCUUUUAAUGGUGAGGUGCGCUGUGAGGCUCCCAACAACCGCUUGGAUAAGUUUACAGGAACGCUGAAGGUGCGUGGCGAAACGUUCGCUCUGGAUAACGAGAGGAUUCUUCUGCGAGGCUGUACGCUACGCAACACAGAAUGGUGUUUCGGCCUUGUGCUGUUCGGAGGUCCUGACACUAAGCUGAUGCAGAACUCUGGGAAAUCUAUAUUCAAGCGUACGAGCAUCGAUCACCUGAUGAACGUCUUGGUUCUGUUUAUUUUCGGCUUUUUGGCGUUUAUGUGCACUGUACUGGCGAUUGGAAAUUCGAUUUGGGAGCAUCAGGAAGGUACAUCGUUCACGGCCUUUCUCCCUCGCCAAGACGGAGCGGACGCCAACUUGUCCAGCUUUCUGACCUUCUGGUCCUACGUUAUUAUCCUGAACACAGUCGUGCCCAUUUCACUCUAUGUAAGCGUUGAGAUCCUCCGACUGGGAAACAGCUACUACAUUGAUUGGGACAGGAAGAUGUACCAUGCUAAGAGUGACACUCCAGCCCAGGCCAGGACCACAACUCUGAAUGAAGAGCUGGGGCAAAUCAAAUACAUUUUCUCAGAUAAGACGGGUACCUUAACUCAGAACAUCAUGACCUUUAAUCGGUGCUCCAUCAACGGAAAGUCAUACGGUGAAGUUGUGGACUUUGUGGGACAGAGGGUAGAGAUCACUGAGAAAACAGAAACAGUGGACUUUUCAUGGAACUUACUAGCUGACCCAAAGUUCUCUUUCCACGAUCAUGCUCUUGUUGAGGCAGUGAAGCUGGAAACUCCAGAGGUUCAGGCUUUCUUCAGACUACUAGCACUGUGCCACACCGUAAUGCCUGAAGAAAAAACAGAGGGUCAGCUGUACUACCAGGCUCAGUCUCCUGAUGAAGGAGCUUUGGUCACUGCAGCGAGGAACUUUGGCUUUGUGUUUCGCUCUCGCACCCCCGAGACCAUCUCAGUGGUGGAGAUGGGGAUCCACACCACGUACGAACUGCUGGCCGUGCUAGACUUCAACAACGUCCGCAAGAGGAUGUCUGUAAUUGUGCGGAGUCCAGGCGGUAAGCUCACUCUGUACUGUAAGGGGGCGGACACCAUUAUCUGUGAGAGGCUUCAUUCGUCCUGUUCCAAACUAAUGGAGGCCACCACUCAGCAUCUCAAUGAGUUUGCCGGUGAAGGCUUGCGCACUCUGGCUUUGGCCUAUAAGGAUUUGGAUGAAUCUGAAUUUGCGGUUUGGAGACAGCGCCAUCAUGAGGCCAGCUGUGCCAUGGAUGAGCGUGAGGCUAAACUAGAUGCCAUAUAUGAGGAGAUCGAGAAAGAUCUGAUGUUGAUCGGGGCGACUGCAGUAGAAGAUAAAUUACAGGAUGGAGUUCCUCAGACCAUCGAGCAGCUCUCCAAAGCCGACAUUAAGAUCUGGGUCCUGACAGGAGACAAACAAGAGACCGCGGAGAACAUCGGAUACGCCUGCAACAUGCUGCGUGAGGAGAUGACUGAGGUGUUCGUCAUCGCGGCGGACACGGCGGAGGAGGUGCACGAGGAACUAGUGAAUGCUAGGAAGAAGAUGUCUCCAGGUUCCUCGGAUGAGCCGCCCUAUCUGAAGAGUGGGAUUAUGGGUAAAAAGACUGAGGUGGUGCUGGAUGAGAAAGUGGAUGGAGAGUAUGGCCUUGUCAUAAAUGGACAUAGUCUGGCGUACGGUCUGCAGAAGGACCUGCAGGUGGAGCUGCUGCGUACAGCAUGUAUGUGUCAGGCGGUGAUCUGCUGCAGGGUCACCCCGCUGCAGAAAGCUCAGGUGGUGGAACUCGUCAAGAAGCACAAGAAAGCCGUGACCCUCGCCAUUGGAGAUGGAGCCAACGACGUCAGCAUGAUCAAGACGGCUCACAUUGGAGUGGGGAUCAGUGGACAGGAGGGCAUGCAGGCAGUUCUAUCCAGUGAUUUCUCCUUCGCACAGUUCCGGUACCUGAAGCGCCUCCUGCUGGUCCAUGGCCGCUGGUCGUACCUGCGCAUGUGCAAGUUCCUGCGUUACUUUUUCUACAAGAACUUCAGCUUCACCUUUGUGCACUUCUGGUAUGCCUUCUUCUGCGGCUUUUCUGCCCAGACGGUGUAUGACGAGUGGUAUAUUACGCUUUAUAACCUGGUGUACACGGCCUUACCUGUCAUCGGCCUGAGCCUCUUCGAUCAGGAUGUUAACGACCGCUGGAGCCUUCAGUACCCUCAGCUUUAUGCACCGGGGCAGCAGAACAAGUACUUCAGUAUAAAGGCUUUUUUUAAGAUCCUGCUGCACAGCUGCUACAGCUCGCUCGUGCUCUUUUUCCUGCCGUUUGCCGCCAUGCACGACACGGUGCGCGACGACGGCAAAGACAUCGCAGACUACCAGUCGUUCGCGCUGCUAGCACAGACCUGCCUGCUGUUCGCUGUCAAUGUUCAACUGGGCUUGGACACGUACUACUGGACGGCAGUGAAUCAGUUCUUCCUGUGGGGAAGUCUUUCUGUGUACUUUGCAGUCACCUUUACAAUGUACAGCAACGGCAUGUUCCUCAUCUUCACCUCCUCCUUCCCCUUCAUCGGCACUGCAAGGAAUUCCCUGAAUCAGCCCAAUGUUUGGCUGACCAUCUUCCUCACCACGAUCCUGUGUGCGCUGCCCGUUCUGGCGUUCCGUUUCCUUCUCAUCCAGCUUCGCCCAACCAUCAACGACAAGGUGCGCUACAAGAUCAAACAAGCCAAAGCCGUGAUUCCUCCUCCCACUCGCCGGUUCCCACGACGACGCAUCAGCACCCGUCGCUCCGGUUACGCCUUCUCGCACGCUCGCGGUUACGGAGACCUGGUGACCUCGGGCAGGUUCCUGCGUCGACCCGUGAAGAGUCGUCCGGUGCUUUUUCCUUUAGCGGAGUCCCCUUUAGUGCAGAACUCUCCGCAAACAUACCGCAACAUCGUUGAUACCUAGUGCACACAAGGGGGCGCUAUUACAAACUGUUUCAUUUCAGUGCGAGUUCUACAUGAGCUAUAUGAAGAGACAGAAGGAAAAACGUGUGUGUGAUGUUUACAGGUAAAAGGCGAUGUACGCUCACAUGUCAGCUUUUAACAUACAAGGAACGUGUCCUUAAUAUAAACAAAGCGCUUUAAAAAAAAUAUAUGGAAAUAUCUCAUCUUUUAUGGUUUUAAGAGACAUGUGUAUGCUCCUUUUGAUUUUAUGCAACAAUCUUGGUAAAAGGCAAAAACACAAGAAUUGGACAGUGAAUGACAAAAUUCUGUGGACAGAUGAGUCCAAAUGUGGCAUUUUUUUUUUUCUCUCACAGAAGAACUUAUGUAAGAAGGAGAAGAGUAGAGAAGAUGUCAGCAGACUGGCUCACCCCAAAAUCAAACAUGGCAGUAGAAGCUUAAUAGAAGCUUAAUUGUUUGGGUUUGUAUUGGAGCAGGAAUGAUUGGAUACUUGAAAAGAAUCCUGGACCAACAUGGCUACCAUUCCAUACUUCAACACCAUGCAAUCACAUCAAAACUCUGGAAGCGUUAUUUAGAGAGUCAUCUGGAGUGUUAUAUAUCACCGCUUAGUCACCGCACAUAAAUCCUAUUGAACUGUUCUGGGUGAAGAAGAUCUUUGGCAAGUUUUCCAAGAGGCACAGCAAAGUAUUUCAGCUAAAUGUUUGGAGAAAUGAAGUGUGGAUGCUGGGAGCAUCUAAAGCUGUUCUUCAUGCUCAAGGGAAUUUUUAUUGAAAAUAAAGUGGAACAUCUUGACAUUUAUACAUUUUUUCAGUCACAGUAAAUGGUUACAUUGCUUAGUUUAUUGCAUAAAAACAAAAGGAACCAUAAAAGACGAGGUGUUUCCAGACUAUUCAAAAGCUCUUUAAUAAUUUGUCGGUUUAUUCUAAAAAAAAAUAGCUUUCAAAGACUUUUAUUUAUUUUCUAUCCAGAAUUGAAUCUGUUUUUAAAUUUAGAUCUAAUAAGUAAAACAAACUUCAAAGCGUUUAUGUCCUGAUUGUUAGUGAGUAAAGAAAAGCCAUUAUAUAAAGUUUUAAAAUAUAUAAUAUAUAACUUUUGUGCUUCUAAAAGGCGUUUGUCAAGCUGUUUCAGGGGAAAUGAGUGUUCUGAGGGUAUGAAAUAAAGCUGUAAAUUAAAUUCAGAUGAAAAUCUCAUUAACUCGGUUGAGUUAGUGAAAGAGUCAGUACCUUUCAGUGAAUAUAGCACCUGAAUGGUGCAACCAAAAGUUCUUGUACUGAUUUACUCGCUUGUCUGGAGAUCACAUGUUUAAAUCUAAGACAUACCAUGAUCGAUCUUUUUUUAGGAGCAAAUCUGAUCCAUGGUCUUUGGAUGUCUCUCCUCUGUCAAUCGCAGUGACUUUAGAAAAUUGUCUAUCAAGUUUAAUACUCAGUGUAGUGUCAUUGUCAUUUUUAUCUCCUUCAUAACUAUAUCCUUAUGGCCCUGUCCCAAAUGUGCACGUUUGGUUAUGCAUAGUGUGCAUGACUGAGUAUAUACUACACACAGGAACUUCAAACAUUCAGUUUAGGAUGGUGUACCAUUCUUGUUUGUAUUUCUGAUUUUGAGGACCAACACACUCUGGAUGCAUGUUUUAGUAACUCAAUUUUCAGUCAUAAAUGCUUUUGGGACUGGACUGUUAUAUAAAAAGAAAUCCCUGAAAUAAAAGUGCAAUCAAUAGAAACAAACAAACAAAACUCCAUAAUGAGUAGAAAAGCAACUCCAUAUUUAUAUUAAAUAUACCAUUUUUAAUUAAUUUAAUAUUUGUUAGACAAGCCAACUAAAAGCCAAUUUGGAAUUAUUUUUUCAUGCAAAAGGAAAUAACAUUGAAACACAAUUUUGUCUAAAUGUUUAAAAUCUUUUUUUAAACAUAUUUCUUGCCAAAAUCUUUCCUUUUGGGUUUUUCACAGCCAAUGAAUUCUUUUGUACAUAUUGUAUUUUCACUGUUAUAUUGCUAAGCAGGAUAAAGGGAUUGUAGCAUCAAAUUGCAACCUGUAUUGCUUGUGUCAUGACUCUUUUAUUAUAGCUUUCUAUUUCUACAUUGUUAAGCGCUUUAUAUUUCCAAUAUUCAACCGAUACAUAACAAGAUGUGAAAUUAAUGUAAAAAAUGCCUCUCAGGUAGGUUUCUAGUAGGUUAAAUGUUAAAUCCUGUAGAACUGUGGCGUUUUAGGAGAAGAUCAAUCAAUCAAUCAAUCAAUCAAUCAAAUUAUUAUCAAAUAAGACUAAAGCCAAUAAUUUUUACAAUUACAAUUUUUUCUACUAUGCUGCAAUGGAUACAGGAUUUUUGUUUAAUUAGGCUGAAAUAUCUGUGUUCUGCUUUAAUGAUGUUUCUCACCGUUCCAAUAACUGUAUGAGUUGUAAUGUUGAGUUAUAAUGUAUACUGAUCGAUCGAUCUUUUUCUUUUUUGCAUAUGUGUGCUUAAGAUUGUCUAUUAUGAGCUUUGUCUAUUAAUAUUAUUAUAAAAUUUCAAAUUAUAGACACCCAAUAGAAUAGGGCUAAUCUAAGGAGAGGAAUUAUGGAUUUGGUAUUUGGUUAAAACAUACUGUAAAAGUUUACUUAUAAAUAAACUUGAUUGCAUUUUU
Messenger RNA from Silurus meridionalis, 6340 nucleotides. It is a transcript of the gene atp8b5b, whose product is annotated as ATPase phospholipid transporting 8B5b. Gene Ontology annotation, biological process: Golgi organization; phospholipid translocation. Gene Ontology annotation, cellular component: plasma membrane. Gene Ontology annotation, molecular function: ATP hydrolysis activity; ATP binding; magnesium ion binding. The transcript has 28 exons. Bases 175 to 3732 code for a protein of 1185 amino acids. NCBI's taxonomy places the organism in Eukaryota, Metazoa, Chordata, Actinopteri, Siluriformes, Siluridae. The record is from RefSeq and is a predicted model, not a curated record.